AUGGAGGGAGCCAAGAGGAGCGCAGAGCAGUUGCGACAACAGAUUGCAAAGGCCGAAGAAGAGCUCAAACUCUUGAAAGCACAACUUGCUGAAGCUGAAGGUGUAGCAACAGACUUUCCGUCCUCUGCAUCCCAGAACUCGUGGAAGUGGCCCCUGAAGGCUGAAGAGUACCAGAGAUAUGGACGACAACUGAUCUUGCCGGCUGUCGGAGUUCAAGGUCAACUUCGUCUAAGAGCCUCCAAGGUGCUCAUCGUAGGUGCUGGCGGCCUCGGGUGUCCCGCGGCUGCGUACCUGGCUGGCGCCGGCGUAGGAACCCUCGGUGUUGUCGAUGGUGACACGGUUGAGCUGUCCAACUUGCACCGUCAGAUCGCGCAUGGCUCGUCCCGCGUGGGCAUGUCUAAGGUGGACAGUCUCAUCACAUACGCAAAGGAGUAA
Messenger RNA from Phaeoacremonium minimum UCRPA7, 435 nucleotides. Its product is annotated as putative molybdenum cofactor biosynthetic protein. NCBI's taxonomy places the organism in Eukaryota, Fungi, Ascomycota, Sordariomycetes, Togniniales, Togniniaceae. Gene Ontology annotation, molecular function: nucleotidyltransferase activity; URM1 activating enzyme activity; thiosulfate-cyanide sulfurtransferase activity. The record is from RefSeq and is a predicted model, not a curated record. Gene Ontology annotation, biological process: tRNA wobble position uridine thiolation; protein urmylation. The coding region runs from base 1 to 435 and encodes 144 amino acids. Gene Ontology annotation, cellular component: cytoplasm. The transcript has 2 exons.